CUUCCGGCGACCGGCAUUUUCAGAUAAUCUGUCACUGUCAAUUCCUGUCAUUUUCGGUUUUGUCGGACUUUGCAAAUAUCGAUUGUUAUUUCUCUUUAAAUUUUAAUUUCACUGAUUUACUUUUAACGAAAGAAUUAAUGGCCAUGUCUCUGUUUCCAUUAGAAUCUAAUCCAGAUGUUAUGAAUAAGUUUAUGCACGUUCUCGGAGUUCCAGAAAAGUUUAAAAUUGUUGAUGUUUAUGGUCUUGACGCCGAUACUCUUGCUUGGGUCCCUAGGCCUGUAUAUGCUCUUAUUUUACUAUUUCCUUGUAGCGAAAAGUACUACGAAUACGCCCAACAAGAAAAGGAAAAAUUGACCAAGGAAGGACAGAAACUUAGCCCUAAUAUCUGGUAUAUGAAGCAGAAAGUGUCUAAUGCUUGUGGGACCAUUGCUUUAAUACACAGUAUAGCAAAUAAUGAUGAUAAAAUCCAAUUAUCUGAAGGGGCGUUCAAGAAACUUUUAAGCGAAUCGAAAAAUAUGUCGCCUGAAGAAAGAGGCGAUAUAUUAAUUAAAGCCGAAGAUAUUGCAUUUAAAAUUAUCAACACACAUCAGGAAUUAGCAAUGGAAGGUCAAACUGAAGUAAACCCAGAAGAACAAGUGAAUCACCAUUUCGUAGCUUUAGUAGAAAAAGAUGGCGAACUGUAUGAAUUAGAUGGUAGGAAAGAGUUUCCUAUUGUUCACGGGAAAACAUCCAGAGAUACUUUCCUGGAGGAUGCUGCUAAGGUGUGUAAUGCUUUCAUUGCAAGAGAUUCAGAGGACAUUAAUUUCACCGUGAUGGCCCUUGUGGAAGCCGACUCUUAAAUUACGCCAGAAAAUCUGGAUCAAGCUUGGAAUAUCCUUUAAUUUGCUAUUUUUUCAUGUGCCUUGUUUUUUUUUAAAUUUCGUUAUUUCAAAUACUUGUGAUAUGUGUAAU
This is a messenger RNA of Phyllotreta striolata, 951 nucleotides long. NCBI's taxonomy places the organism in Eukaryota, Metazoa, Arthropoda, Insecta, Coleoptera, Chrysomelidae. The record is from the annotation of a GenBank genome assembly.